CUAACGCCAACUGCACCGCACCGCCGAUCGCGUUAUACGUCCGUCACGGUUGGUUUUCGUCGUGUGUUUUCUAUUCCAUUUCCUAGUUUCCUACUCUCGUCCACCCGAUCGUUGUAGCCUGUUAGUUACUGGUUUCGUAACCGGCCGCCGUGCGUUCAGUCUGUCAAUUUUUUAUCACCAUCCGCGGAACGCGUCGCUCGCUCAUUCCGCACUCGCAGUUCGUACUCGUACUCACUCACUCCACACACACACACACACUCACACACACAUACAAACUCGAGCGCGCCGCUCUCGCCCGGUUGGAUUUAUCUAUUUUCCACGCGCCCGCGAGUCCGAACCAAGUCGGCCGCACCGUACACGUCUCCGUGUCAACCGAUCGUCACCCUUAGCGCCCGACCGUCGUCGUUUCACGCCGGUGUCACUCUUUUGGAUUUUCGUCGUUUGUCGCAUCACGUCCCCGGCACAACCAUGAGCAGCUUGGCGGAGACGAAUCCGAUUUACGGGCCGUUUUUCGGCGUCAUGGGCGCGGCAUCGGCCAUCAUUUUCAGCGCUCUUGGCGCUGCAUAUGGUACGGCAAAAUCUGGAACUGGUAUUGCCGCCAUGUCAGUAAUGAGGCCAGAACUUAUUAUGAAAUCCAUCAUUCCCGUUGUCAUGGCUGGUAUUAUUGCUAUUUAUGGUCUCGUAGUAGCUGUUCUAAUAGCAGGUGCUCUGGAAGAGCCCUCUAAAUACUCCUUGUUCAAGGGAUUCAUUCAUUUAGGUGCUGGCCUUUCCGUAGGCUUCAGUGGUUUGGCUGCUGGUUUCGCAAUAGGUAUUGUUGGCGAUGCUGGUGUCAGAGGCACAGCCCAACAGCCCAGAUUAUUCGUAGGAAUGAUCUUGAUCCUAAUUUUCGCUGAAGUAUUAGGAUUGUACGGACUGAUUGUUGCAAUUUACCUAUACACUAAAUAAACAAUUUUCCCUCUGAAUAAAUAUAAAAACAAAACAAUUUUUUUUUUGUAACAAAAAAAAACAAACCGUGAACACCCAUACGAUGCCCAGUUGUUGUCAUCAAUACAAACAAUAUACUACCAUAUUAUUAUAAACAUUUUAGUUGAAAGGAAAUCAAAUAUUUGUGCCCUUACGCCACUCACCCGAAUAGUUACGUGUAUUCUUCCUUCCCCCAGCUUUCUAAACCAUUUUUCCAUUCACGUAGCAAAAUAAGUAAUAAUAAUUUUAAAACUAUUUUAAAUAAAUAUAUUUAAAUUAAAUAAAAUGAUGGCCAUCUCAUGUAUCAAACGUUAUA
This is a messenger RNA of Rhopalosiphum maidis (corn leaf aphid), 1279 nucleotides long. Its product is annotated as V-type proton ATPase 16 kDa proteolipid subunit. The coding region runs from base 469 to 945 and encodes 158 amino acids. The record is from RefSeq and is a predicted model, not a curated record. The transcript has 3 exons. Lineage: Eukaryota; Metazoa; Arthropoda; Insecta; Hemiptera; Aphididae. Gene Ontology annotation, biological process: proton transmembrane transport. Gene Ontology annotation, cellular component: proton-transporting V-type ATPase, V0 domain. Gene Ontology annotation, molecular function: proton-transporting ATPase activity, rotational mechanism.